AUGGUUGUCUGUACCUUCUUCCAGCAGGGUAGAUGCAAAUUCGGAGAACGAUGUAAAAACGAGCAUCCCGGCCAGUCAACAGUAGGCUCUAGCAACCGGUUUGGGGCUCUUGCUGGAGGAGGAUUUGGAGGUCGACAAACUUCUCAAGCUCAGCAACCAGUCAACUAUGGGAUUACUGUAACCGAUGUCAAGACCGACUUGACGGCCGGUAAGGGUUUACCAGAAUGGAUAUUCUCGUCUUAUGGACCCGGACGAAACGCUCCGAGACAGUUGUUCGGUGGCCCUCAAAGAGAACAGAGCUUUGAAGAGUUACGACUUCGCCAUUACGAAGCUGCAGCAGCAGGAAAGGCUGAAGUGGCUGUCCAAGAAGCGCAGGCUCUGUAUGCGGAAUCGAUGAAGCAGAUGGAGGUCGCUUUGAACGAUCUUGAUGGUGCUAUCAAAUACAUCCUCGACGGAAUCAAUGAGCAUCCGAACCGAAUCGAUAUCACCGAGGGCAAGACAGGUCCUGCUGCAGGUCAAGCACCUUCUGCAUUUGGCCAACCCUCGCCAUUCGGUCAGUCUGCUGCUACUCCUCAAAUAAACGCCCCUCAACCUGCAACACUAGGUGGUGGUGGCAGCCAGUCGGCGUUCGGGCAACCGUCUACCUUCGGACAACCCUCAACAUUUGGCCAGUCUUCAACUCUCGGGCAGACAUCCGGUUUCGGGCAACCCAGUGCUCUCGGCCAGUCAUCCGCAUUUGGGGCACCUUCAGCAUUAGGAGGCCAGUCUGCCUUUGGAAAACCUGCCUUCGGCCAGCCGAGUUUCGGUCAGCCGGCGUUUGGCCAGCCGUCUGCCCCAGGAACGUCGGCAUUUGGCAAACCAACGGCCGCAUCUCCUUUUAGUCAAAUAUCAGGCCAGAACCAGGGCCUCAGUGGCGGGUUCGGGCAGCCUUCUGGGUCGACGACGGCUUCCCCAUUUGCCCAGGCGGCUACUGGCCAACAGCCUGCGGCACCGAGCGGUUUUGGCCAACUUUCGGCAGCACAACCAUCAGCAACACCUUUUGGGCAACCUUCUCAGGCAGCGUCGCCAUUUGGUAAGCCUUCAGCACCAGCAGCACCAUUCGGCCAGCCUGCUGCGGCUGCCAGCCCGUUUGGCACUGUGAGUCAACCGGCAGCUCCGUCCCCUUUUGGUCAGCCAUCUGGUGGUUUUGCGCAGGCGGCCCUAGUUGCUCCGGCCCCGGUGGCGACAGCUCCUACAGUGACUGCAGGCACUGGUCCUCCGCCAGCGAUCAAAGUUGAUGACCCUCAGGACUUGAAGCCCAUUCCGCCUCUAUCUGGACAAACCGUCCAGGACCCUAUGACGAAGAGAAUAUCGAUGUGGAAGGGUCAACCAGUGAAAUACAUCGACAAUCAUCCUUGCUACCUCCAUCCGCAAGACCGCCAAACCUAUGUUCGCAUCUUUUUCCCCAACGGGCCGCCUGAUCAAGCGAGCCUCAAAGAUGCCCAGGGGAAACCAGAAGAAUAUACGCCUGAGGUGACUGAACAAUAUGAAUUCUUCGUGAAGAAUGGCUACUUCAAAGAUGGCGUCAUACCCAGUGUUCCUCCAAAAACCGAGUGGGUGAGCUUCGACUUUUGA
Molecule: messenger RNA, 1614 nt
Organism: Aspergillus clavatus NRRL 1
Lineage: Eukaryota; Fungi; Ascomycota; Eurotiomycetes; Eurotiales; Aspergillaceae
Product: FG-nucleoporin nup42
Exons: 4
Coding region: 1-1614 (537 amino acids)
Molecular function (GO): metal ion binding
Source: RefSeq, a predicted model, not a curated record